AGUGUUGAAUUCCAUUCAAUUGAUUGUUCCACGAUGAUCGGUAGAAUUGCGAUUUGGUCUGUACACGACCGAUCAUUACGGAAUCCCGCCUGUUAGUCACGAAGUUGGGUGUCUGUGGAGUCCUUCAUUCUGUUUAACAAUACUCUGUUGAAGACUUUUCCCGGUAUUGAGAGAAGAGUGAUGCCCCUGUAAUUAUCACAGUUGCUGAGAUCGCCUUUCUUUGGUGUUUUGACCAGAAGUCCUUCUUUUUAGUCUGUUGGUACUUGUUCCUCAUCCCAAAUCUUACUGAAGGGAAUGUGGAAUAUCUUUGCAGUUACUGCUACGUCUGCUUUCAGUGCCUCUUUCGGAAUGUUGUCUGGUCCUGAUGCUUUUUCGCUCUUGAUUUGUCUGAUAGUCAUCCUGAUCUCUUCGACUGUUGGUGGGCCAACAUCGAUUGGGUGGUCCGUGGGUGCUACUUCGAUGUUGGGGGGGUUCAGUGGGGCAGGUCGAUUCAAGAGUUUUUUGGAGUGCUCUACCUACCUGUGUGCUUCCUUCUCUUGCAGCCAUUUCUGCCGUCAUUUCUAAAUCUUCCAUAUAUUUGCGUUUGUCGGUUCUGAUGCUCCUC
Molecule: messenger RNA, 604 nt
Organism: Schistosoma bovis
Lineage: Eukaryota; Metazoa; Platyhelminthes; Trematoda; Strigeidida; Schistosomatidae
Source: the annotation of a GenBank genome assembly